ACCGCCGCGACCGCCUGUGGCCAGCCUGGCCUGGCCGUCUGACGCGUAGUUCACGAACAGCUGGCCGAGAGCGAUGGACGACGACGUUUCGAAGUAAGCGCGGCGCUUCGCUCCAAUCGACGGUGAUCGCGGAUCGAUGACGUUGCGGAAAUCUGCUGCGCGUCGUGAACGCGUGAGAGUCUCUGCGGGAUCAUCGCCGUGACGUUCCCCCGAUCCCGAGAGCAGAUCCGUGGGCGUCCACCGUCGCGAUCGAUGGGGAGUCGAUAGGAAGGCGCGAAAUCCUUAGCCAGCCUCCGUACGGCCUAUGCCGCGAAUGUUUUGUUUCUCGGACACCUAACCUACUUCACGGACACGGCGCUCGGAGCGAUAACGCUCGGCGUGUGCGAACGCGCUAUCGCUGCCGCGAUACGAUGACUUCAUCACUCGGCGCGGCCACUUCCUCGUUCCUUUGUCAGUAUCAUCCGUGACGCCCGCGUGCUCCCGCGAGCGUAAUUAAUCUACGACGUAUAACCCCUCCGGGCGGAACGCGGCGGGGCAGUCAGCACCGUGCGAUUUUGUCACGGCCACGAGAGAGGACAUCUCCGGAGGAGCGCGGCACGACUCCGGUUGAUCCUCUUCCAUCUCACGACGCGCGACCGCGAAGAUGCUCCAGCGACGGGAUCGCGGCAGAAGACGUGUCCUCGCUGUGACGUACCGCGCUAGCACGCAAGAUGAACUCGCUGCUGAAGAUGUCCAUAGUGGGCAACAAGAGGAACCUGCUGAUCCGCGACUCCCUGCAGAAGCAGCUCAACACGGGCGUGAUGGAGAUGCAGAGCGCCCCGGGGGUCGCCGACGACGGCGUGGUCGGCAACUGCGACGAGACCAUGACCCUGUGCUCCGUUCUGGAGGCGAUAUUUUUGCACGGCUUGAAGGACAGUCUGCUGAAUCGAGUGACGGAAGCGCUCAGCGGCCCCGACUUCGACGCUAUGCCACAGCCAAGCUUCUGGGGUCCGCUGUUGGUCUUUUCGCAUCGUCAGAUCAUAGAUCAGAUACAGGGGUUGAGCCAAGUCACCACGGAGGUCGGGUAUUGUCGCGCGUGGAUACGGCUGGCGCUCAACGAGGGUCUGUUAGCUAGCUACUUUUGCGCAAUAAGAAGGGACAACUCGGCCCUGAAGCCGUACUACAAUCGUUCAGCCUACAUCAGGGACGUGGAUCUUGUCGAGGUCGCGCAGAGAUUAAUAGAAAACCUGGAUUAUGUGCGAUUCGAGCUGGCCUGCAACAGUAGCCUCUUGAACUUUUGGUCCACCACGCCUCUGCUCAUAGCCGGCAUCUGGUCCCCGCCGAUGAAAUCCUGUCCCGUGUUUAGCGCCGUAGACAUAGCGAAAACGAUAAACAGCGAGUCGUCCGACAAUUUCGACGAGGUAGAAACUGCAAGUUCCAUCGGUAGCUCUAUCGGCAUAGGAUCCUUCACCUCCUCGCAGUCUGUGUUUAAUAAUGUGACAUCUAUCACGGAGGACGAGGCGCUGAAAAUUAUUCUGGCUAAGGAAAAAUCUAAUAGCGUUAUUCAACAAUUAUCGCACAAUAAUCCCGCGGACACGCAAGAGAACAAUGCCGCUCGGCAGUCGUACGGUAAUUCUGCGGAUGCUGCAAUAAAGAAUCCAGACGAGCCAGAGGUCACGGAGGUACAACGUAUGUCAAAUGGCAAUGCAGAAAAUAAGAGUAAUGUUGCUGCUGAUACGGAGGACCCGCUGCAAGAUGCUGUGAAAGACAUCAUCAACGACGCCACCGCGACCACUGUGGGAAAUUCAUUGAUAGGGAAGUUGGGAUGGUCAACGUCGUUCGAGGAUUGUCAAUCUUCCUUAACUUCCCCGGUGGUAUCCCACGGUUCGGGCGCGGAUGCGCCACGCACGCCCGGCGACGGUCCUACGUACGACGCGCUCAUUCAGAGUUACCAAACCGCCGGGAAUAGCACGGUGUCGGAUCUGCAAGAAUUUCUAAAGAAAUAUCCAAAGAGAGAGACCGUUGAGGAGGGGUCUAAGGCUCAGCCUGAACCAAAGGCUGUGGUAAAUUUCGACGAGCAGUUAGGUAGGAUCCCGAGGGAAAAGGGUCUGGACGUGCAAAAUUACAGUUGCUUCGAUUGCAGUUACGCGAUCGGCAUGACCUUUUCCAAGGCGCACGUGUGCGCGUACUCGGGCGAUUACUACUGUUCGAAGUGCAUGGCGGAGGGUCAGUAUCUCAUACCGUCGCGUAUGAUUCACAACUGGGACUUGAGGCAGUACUCCGUCAGUCGAAAAGCCGCUUCGUAUCUGGAAGGCGAGCCGGUCCUGAUGGACCUGAAGGUCUUGAAUCCGAGGAUUUACAUGGCCGUGGACACUAUGGCGCAACUGCAGUCGUUGAGGAUUCAGUUGAAUCUGUUGAGAGCAUAUCUAUUCACGUGUCGCGAGCCCAUUAUCGAAUCCCUGCAGAAGAAGGUCACGCCGAGGGAUUACUUGUACGAGCAUGUUCACCAAUAUUCCGUUUCCGAUCUUCUCGACAUACCCAAUGGGAUUCUCGCGCAGCAACUCCAAAAGGUUGUUGAAUUCGCGAAGAAUCACGUAAUAAAUUGUUGGCUCUGUAGUCAGAAAGGCUUUAUAUGUGAGGUCUGCAACGAUACGAAAGUCAUUUAUCCUUUUGACAUGGAGUCUACAUUCCGGUGUGGGGCGUGUAACGCGGUAUUUCACGCGAACUGCUUAAACGCCAGUAAACCGUGCCCGAAGUGCGAACGCAGACGUAAACGGAUGGAUAUGCCUCUUUUGGAUAUGGGAUGUACAGAUCUACCAAACAGCAGUGUGUCGUCGUCUCCGAUUGAUAUGAAUUAGUGUAUAAUUCGUUGAUUUGUUAAUAUUUUUUGACAAUAUUUUAUCAUGUUUUUUAUUUAUGCAGUAUUGUUUGCAAUCCGAAAAAGAUUAGUUUUGCUACGCGAUAAGUCGCGAUAUAUUCAAUCUUGUAAUUCGCGAAUCUCGAUUUUCGCAUGUAAAUAUUUGUAUCAUGCUGCGCGUAAAGAUGUAUGGAAAUGUAACAUAUUUUUUGUCAGUGCUUGGAACGAUAAUAUUGUUACAAACUUAUAUAUUCUGAUAUGAUUAAAGAAAUAUUUGUACCUUACGAGACUGGCAGCUUUCCAUACAAAAACACAUAUUACAUAAUAGAGACAUUUAUUAUAAUUCUAUGUACAAAAGUAGUAAAAUAUAUGAAAUCAUUUAUUGACCA
Wasmannia auropunctata (little fire ant) is the source of this 3225-nucleotide messenger RNA. RefSeq names its product pleckstrin homology domain-containing family M member 1 (gene Plekhm1). The record is from RefSeq and is a predicted model, not a curated record. The transcript has 3 exons. Lineage: Eukaryota; Metazoa; Arthropoda; Insecta; Hymenoptera; Formicidae. Bases 711 to 2837 code for a protein of 708 amino acids.